Lodderomyces parapsilosis is the source of this 903-nucleotide messenger RNA. Its product is annotated as arylformamidase. The record is from RefSeq and is a predicted model, not a curated record. NCBI's taxonomy places the organism in Eukaryota, Fungi, Ascomycota, Pichiomycetes, Serinales, Debaryomycetaceae. The transcript has a single exon. The coding region runs from base 1 to 903 and encodes 300 amino acids.
AUGUCUACAUACAGUUAUGGGAAUGACGAAUUGCAGCAAAUCAAAGUAUGGAACUACAACCCUGAUAAUAAACACACGUACAUUUAUAUUCACGGCGGUGCUUGGAAAGAUCCCAAAAACACGUUUGACGAAUUAGCACCAGUUGCCAACACCACCCCAGAGUCUACAUUCAUUGGCAUCAAUUAUCGAUUGACGUCACAGAGAGUGAAACAUCCCUUACAUUUGGUUGAUGUAGCCAGAGCUAUCAUUUAUAUUGCUACCAAUUUCAAGACCCAACAGAAGCAUUUAUUAGGUUACUCAGUGGGGGCUACUAUGAUUCUUCAAUUCUUACAAUUCAAAUACCAUUUCAGUGAAGCUUUCGAUUUUUACGUACUGUCGAAUCCUGAUGAUGAGAACUAUGGUGAGUUUGGUGAUUUGUUAGUUGCUGAUGAAUUACACCUACUUGAAGAUAACGAGAACCUAAUUGCCCGACUUGAUGAGUUGAUCAAGCUGGACCAAUUGUACUUUACAUCAGUCAAGUUUCUCGAUGGUAUUUAUGACUUGCCGGAACUAAUUGAAGAGUAUCCCCAAUAUGCCCCCUGGUUCAUUAAUGAAGCGUACCCUGACGCAAAACUAAUUGCAUUGACUUCAUUAUCCAAUCCGAUUUUGAUUAACAAUGGCAAAUUAGCACCAGCGACGUACACUUCCAAUGCCAGCAUGAUUGAUGCAAAGACUACCAUCUACAUUGUCCAUUCAUUACAGGAUGAAUUGUUAUCGCUAAAACAAACACAAUUGUUGUCCGAUUUCUUCAAUAAGACAUUGCAUGGAGGAUGUAUUGUCAUGACUGGCAACUGGGGUAAACACGACGAUGUAUACGGCGACAACCGCAAGGAGAUAUUCUUGUUUGGUGGAGGGGUGGCAUAG